Aricia agestis (brown argus) is the source of this 3836-nucleotide messenger RNA. RefSeq lists its product as uncharacterized. The record is from RefSeq and is a predicted model, not a curated record. Lineage: Eukaryota; Metazoa; Arthropoda; Insecta; Lepidoptera; Lycaenidae. The transcript is spliced from 2 exons. Bases 177 to 3437 code for a protein of 1086 amino acids.
CCCUACCACCGCCGCCACUCAUGCUCAGCGCGCCCCGCCGGCCACACGCGCACCCCGGCGACACAGGACACAGUGAUAACCGAUACCGUGAAGUGAAGUGACUGCCCCGUGACAUGUGCUGAGGAGUGUACCCCGACGUGAUUUGUUAUUGCAGCCUCUACCGUUUAAUAUAAAAUAUGGUGAGAGGGGCGACGUCGGCGCUAGUGCUAGCGCUGGCAUGGGCGUGCGUCGCGCGAGCCAGCGUGCUCGUGCCCACCUACGUGCUGCCGCCCGAGUCCUUCGUGCGCGAUCAGAGGUCGCUCGGCCGGCCGCAGGACGCGGACGCCGGCGAAUCUCAGCGAACGAUCAAACGCCUCAUCGGCGGACACAUGAAAAUCAAGUCCGAGAAGGACCACGGUAGCCCGAAAAACUCCAUCGUCGUCGACGACAAGUCCGAGGGCGGAAAAUUCGCCGGCGUGAUAGCUCCGGAGCUAUCCGGCAGCACCGUAGGGUGGAACCAGGGCAUUUGGGAUGACGGCAUGCUCAUGUCCAGCGCGGGGGAGGGCAAAGACGCCGGGAAGAUGAAGGAGGACGACGAGGACAAAAAGACGUUAUCCGAUCAGGUGGCCGAGGGCAAGUAUGGCCUGAUACAGGAUGAAUUAUUUUCGAAGACCCCCAAGCGACCCGGAAUCGUGAGUUACCAGCCGAACUCCGAGACGAGAGCGAAAGAUAACUUGCAGAACUUGGGAGGUCUGAAGAAGGAGGAGAUAUGGCUCGCGGAGGAUCACCUGCUAGUGAUUAAAGGAGGAUCGUUCCCGGAGAGGACGAAGGAAUCCGAGCAAAAGAUAUGGCCACCGAUCGAUAACUAUGAGGCGCCCCGAAGGCAAGUAAAGCUCCCGCAUAAACCCAAAGUUCCCCCGCCCUUUCCAGUACAACUCUCCGACGACGGACCGCUCGUCUUCCUCACGCCAAACGGUAGUGUCCCUGCGGCCGUUUUCCCUCCCUUCCCUGCAGGAGAAGGCGAAAGCCCUCUAUAUCCGCCGUCAUUCCUUUUCCCACCGGGAGCGUUCGACGCCCAGGGUUAUAAUCAGGGAAACGCUUCUGCCGGGGGUGCGCCGAUGCCAAAUCCUCCGUUCCCAUUCCUACCUGGGAAUGCGAGCGAAGGACCCAUGAACGGCUCUUUUCCAGAAGGCUUCCCUCCGGGCGCCGCAUUUCUACCACCACCCAGCAACCAAACCGACCUGUACGACGAAGACGACCCUUCGAUCUACUAUCCGCCGCCAUACAAUUUUUCCUACCGCGCUGACUUCGACAGCAAAGUGCCGGCUGGACCUCUAGUACCUGGAAUCAUACUACCACCCCCACCCGAUUUCUUUGCGCCUCUCGAAGAAAAGACGACUACGGAAGAAGUAUCUACAACUUCGAGAUCUAAAGCAUACAGCAGGACGAAAGUGGACCCAAAGCCACCGGUGACAACUCCAUCCUAUAGAAAUAAAUUGAAGUCCAGACUGACCACCACCGAUCCUACGACGACCACCGAACAGUUCACUACGGUGACAACACCGGAGGACGUCGAGACUACUACUAAAUAUAGAAAAACUCAGAGAAUUGUCACUUCAUCACCGAGAAACCAGGUCAAAGUGCACAACCUACCCGAGCAAGUCUCGACGAGACCUAAAGUCGAGAAGCCCGUAUACAAAACGCGUGCGAAGCUCACAUCCAAACCUCUCUCCGUUUCUGUGUUCUACGACUAUCCAGAACAAACAUACGAACGGAAGCCUACGACAUCUGAGAAGCCUUACGUGCUGUACAACGUGCCCGCUAAUGCUAUCAACAGUAUCGCUAAGGACGUUUCCUCUACGUCUGUACCAGUGAAAUACUAUACAAAUGUACAAAACGAUGAAGUUCCUACUACAAAAUUGCAACCAAUUUAUAACCAGAAGCCUAGCGAAGACGGUCUCGCCUCUUUCUACUUCUUCGACGAGCAACCGAAGAGCUCGGCGGCACCAGAUAAUUAUUACGAUAACAGAAAUUACUACAACACAAAUCAACAAGCGUACGUGCCGAAACAAAGAGUAAACCCCCAGAACAGUUUCUCGCCGGCCUCGUACAGUUCGAUCAGCCAGGCCGACGCUCUGUUCCUGUGGCCCCAGAAGCAGGGACCGCACACACUCACGCAAGAGUACUUCAGCAUACAGAAGCCACGACAAAAUGUAUACGUCCAACAACCUAAGCAGCGACCGAACUCGUUCUACCAACAGAUAGCUGACAUCCAACAAACGAUAGACUUGUUCACGACGAAGAAGCCGAAGUCUCACCGGCCCUACAACACCAAACCUAAACCUCUUCCGGGCCGACCGGUGUAUCAGUUCAACUUCGAAACGCAGCCUAGACCCGACAAGUUCACCUUCCGUGCGCCGAAGCUGGACCCCGAGCCUUUCAGACCCAUGGUCAGCUACAGCAAACCGUUCAACGCCGAGAACGAGUUCAAUACGGCGUCACCCUCGUACCAGCCGGAGUAUCAGCAAUAUCUGGUGGAGAACGUGCAGGUCACGACCGAGUCGCCGACCUCGUCCAGGUACUACCCUAAAAAUAAACCGAGAGAGGAGGACUACGAGGACGUCGCGAUCGGCAAGGCCGUGCCCGUCCAGAGCAACAGGAAUCACAUCCCGGUACAAACCGGAAAACCCGUCCAGCAGGUGAACAGAUACCCCAGCACCACGCCCAACCCCAUCAGCAACGGCUACUACACGAAGCACGACGAGAGGUACCUCGACGACAUCACUAAGAACUCGUUCGACGUCUUCGGCCAGAAGCUGGAGGACGGCGGUCUGGCGGGCGUCACCCCGCCCAUCGGCACGGUGAAAACGCCCAUCGACAACGACAUCAACAUAAAGUACGCGUACGAGUACGAGAACACGCGCAACCCGCCGUCCCUGGCGAAGGACACUGAGGUGAACGACCGGUUCCCGCGGCCCCACAUCAACCCGCUCAGCGAGUCCAUCUACGCCGGCAACCCGAGCGCCCCCCUCAUCCAGCGGCCGAACCCGCCGUCGCUGCUCCACGACACCCGGGUCAACGACAGGCUGCCGCGGCCGACGAUAAACCCCGACAGCGAGUUCAUACCGAUCCCGAACCCCAACUUCAAGCCGUACCAGUACAGGAUAGCGGCGCCGCUGCAGGCGCCGCCCGAGGCGAGCGAGCUGUACGACCUGAACGCGCCCUCGCUGGCCGGGGACACGGACGUCAACUACAGGCGGCCGCUGCCGACGCCGAACCCCGACGCGGAGUGGAUCGGCGCGUACGGCGCGGGCGAGGGCCGCCCGGGCUCGUUGGUGUCGUACCGCCUGCCCGGGGACGGCGCGCACGUGUACUUCGUGACGCCGCAGGCCGCGCACGCACAUGCGCACGCGCACAACUCGCGCCAGAGUUACCGCCCGCCCGGGUACGGCCGGUGAACCGAAGCUCUAGUCCGAACUGUAAGCCGUCGAGUGCGACGCAGUGUAAAUAAUACAAAGCGCAAAUGUGAUGUUUUAAAGUGUCCUAAGUAGUAUUAGAACGAAAAGACUAGCGGGGCGACCCGCGCUGCCAUAAUAUUUAACGCGUUAGAUGUGCGACCGUCAUGAACGCUCUAGUUUAACGACUAUUUAUUAAAUUAAUCGUAGAACGACUGUGGUGCGAGUGUAGUGAUAGUUAAUUUAUUUAUGUAUGUCAGUAUUUUAGUUGUGAUAGUACUGUGAGAACGGACAAUGUAAAAUAGCGAAUGAAUGUACAAAGUUGUGUAAGUAAUUUCAAUGACAUGAGUAUAUGUGAUUUUGUAAUAUUUUUAGAACAAAAAAUAAAUAUUUAUAAUAAUA